AUGACUACACUUUUGUCUCAUUUUUUCUCGUCUUUGAUGAAUAAACUCUAUGUUUUGACCGGUCGGCCUCGUCUCCAAACUACCCAAUCUCUUUGCCGUGAUCCUCUCGUCUCCAGACUACCCAAUCUCCUCGCCGUCAUCAUCAGGUAUAUUUAUCUUGUUGCCGGCUGUUGCUUGAAGUUGUGGGCCCACCGGCUCUGCACGAGGCCAUUCCAAUCAAUUGUUGACAAAAUUUGUAGCAUAUGCAAGCGUCAAAUGACGUUUGAUCACGUAGAAUGUGCUGGAUUACUUUAA
Messenger RNA from Bursaphelenchus xylophilus (pine wood nematode), 294 nucleotides. The record is from the annotation of a GenBank genome assembly. NCBI's taxonomy places the organism in Eukaryota, Metazoa, Nematoda, Chromadorea, Rhabditida, Aphelenchoididae.